Cyclocybe aegerita is the source of this 1017-nucleotide messenger RNA. The record is from the annotation of a GenBank genome assembly. Lineage: Eukaryota; Fungi; Basidiomycota; Agaricomycetes; Agaricales; Hemipholiotaceae.
AUGGAUCCAACGACGCUCACCAAAAGGUUCAUGACCUCUCGCGGAUUCGAGUACUCAUACUACAGAGGUCCGCCUUCGCCAGAGUCGCUUGUUGAAUUCGACCCCAACGACCCUCCGCUCCCCGCUCUGUUGUUCUUGCACGGCUUUCCCACAAGUUCUCAUCUCUGGAGGCAUCAAUUCGCGUUUUUUCGUGAGCGCGGCUUUCUAGUGCUAGCGCCCGACUUGUUGGGUAUGGGACACACAUCGAAACCGACGGACACCCAAGCGUAUCGGCCAAGCUCGAUCUGCAAGGAUAUCGUCGAGCUCUUGGACGCUGAAGGGGCCACGCAGGUCAUCGCGAUAGGGCACGACAUGGGUUCGAAGAUAGCCUCCCGUUUCGCAAACAUCUAUCCGGAACGAUUUCUCGCGUUCGCGUUUCUUGCAGUGCCGUAUAGCGCGCCACGGCCGAACACGCAGAUCGAGUUCACCUCGCGGAUCACAAAAAAGAUGGCCGGGUAUGAGCUUAUUGGCCACUCCCUAUUUUAUUCAGAAGACGAUGCAGCAAAACUUAUCGAAAGCCGACUGGAUUCUUUCUUUAGCGCGAUAUUCCCAAGGGAUCCUAAACUCUGGGCUACGCAUGUGUCUCCCAUCGGCGCACUCAGGGCCUGGCUAGAGAAGGACAGUAGGGCAAUGAUGGCGCCGUACGUGCAUCCAGACGACAUAUCAGUGUGGCGCACUAUAAUAUCCCAAGAAGGCAUUGCAGCUGCAUUGUGUUGGCACAAGGCGUUUACCAGCGGCCUAAAUGCGGAAGAUGAUAAGGAUAUCCCGCUGGAUUCAUAUCCGAUCCACAAACCCGUGUUCUUUGCCGCCGCAAACCACGACCGUAUCUCUCAAUCAGUUCUCGGCAUUGCGGUUACCAGUUAUCACUGCAAAAAUACCUCUGUUCGCAAGUUCAAUGAUGGACAUUGGUUGAUGAUGUCGUCUCCCUCGGAGGUCAAUCAGGCGCUUUUCUCUUGGAUCAUGGACUGCCUGCCAUGA